UAAAAUAGCAGUAAUAAUGUGAAGAAGGCGGCAUUCCUUCUCUUCUUCUUCUUCUACUUUCUUGUCUAGGUUUUGGUUUUGCUUUUUGGUGACGAAGUGAGGAUGAGAAAUUAAAAUCCAGUCGGUCGGCUACAACCACAGAUAUACUGCUAUAUAUAUAUAUGGGGGCAAAACAUGCUGCCGCCAAUUCUCUCCUGGCGCCCCCCUCCCCUCCCUUCCAAUAAACCCUAAGCUCCUCGAUCCUCCUCAAUUUUCGACAUGGCUUCUCCCGACGAAGCCGUGUCAGAUUCUGAUUCCGACGACGGGUUCAAGGCCGAUUUAGAUGCUCUCGGGAGAGCUUGCCGAUUAACCGGCAAAAACCCAGACGAUAAUCCGCUUCCGCAGUCGCGCCCCGGCGCCGGCCAUCUAUCCGAAAGUGGGGACUCCGAUGGGGACGAUUACGGUGCGGAUGACCUUCAAUUGGUGCGCAGUAUUCAGGAUCGCUUCGCAAUUGACGAAGAGUCUCUGUCCGCGAAACCUUUGUGUAUGUUGCCGGCUGAUUGGUCUGAUAGCGAUAAUUGUGAGGAUGAUUACGAGACCCUCCGAGCCAUCCAGCGUCGGUUUUCCGCGUAUAAUGACGAUACAGGGGGCUUGAAAGCCUAUGGGGAAGACAUUACUUUUAGUCCUGUGCAGGUGGGUGCUACUAUUAUAAGUUCAGAAAAGGAAAGUACCAAUAGAUUUGUCGAGAGAACUAAUGCUCGAGAAGGGUUUCUGAAUUGUGUAGAUGCAAGUGAACCUCCUGUCCAGAGUUCCAAAGCAUGUGAUGAUGCUGGCGGAAGACAAACUUCUGAUUUUGUUGAAUGUAAUGGACCAGUAACUGAUGACUUGGCUAAUUUGCCCAUUCAAACCUCUCACUUCCCAGAUUCUGCCUUGGUAUUUAUUGAUGCUAUCAAGAAAAAUAGAUCUUGUCAGAAACUUUUAAGGAGUAAGAUGCUGCAGCUGGAAGCUAGGGCUGAAGAACUCAAAAAGCUCAUCAAUCGGGUCAAAAUCCUGAAAGAUUUCCAGCUCGCUUGUAAGAGGAAGACCGGACGAGCCCUGUCACAAAAAAAGGAUCCUCGUGUGCAGUUAAUAUCUGUGCCAAAACUAAGGGCAACUAAGAAGUUUAAUGAGAAUAAAGUCCCUGCUGCUUAUAAGGGUCCUCCUGAGAAUAUACAUGUUACUGAUUAUAAGGAGACAUUGGAAAGGUUUGCCGUCUCUGUUAAUCUGGAGAAAUGGUCAAAGGAAGAUAGAGAAAAACUUUUGAAGGGAGUGAAACAACAGUAUCAAGGAAUGUUGCUGCAGCAAUCUGUUGAUGGACUUAGUGAUGCAGAUGGAUCAUAUGGUUCUAGUAAUGUUGAUAGCAUCAUGGGAUCCAUUAAAGACCUCGAUGUAACACCAGAGAAAAUACGAUCAUUUUUGCCUGAGGUCAAUUGGAAUCAACUGGCUUCUAUGUAUGUCCCUUCCCAUUCUGGUGCUGAAUGCCAAGCAAGGUUUCUGAACUUUGAGGACCCUUUAAUCAAUCAUAACCCAUGGACUACAAUGGAGGACAAGAAUCUUUUGCAUAUUGUACAACAGAAGGGAGUAAGUAAUUGGUUAGAUAUUGCUGCAUCACUGGGGACAAAUAGAACACCGUUUCAGUGUCUAGCACGCUAUCAAAGGAGUCUUAACGCUUCUAUACUCAAAAGAGAAUGGACAAAAGAGGAAGACGACCAACUUCGAGCUGCCGUGGAAACUUUUGGUGAGAGUAAUUGGCAACUUGUUGCAUCUGUGCUGGAAGGACGAGCUGGUACCCAAUGCUCUAAUAGAUGGUUGAAAACUCUUCAUCCAGCAAGAAGAAGAGUUGGAAAAUGGACUGAAGAGGAAGACAAACGCUUGAAAGUUGCUGUAACACUAUUUGGUGCAAAAACAUGGAAAAAAGUAGCUAGUUGUGUUCCAGGUCGAACACAUGUGCAGUGCAGAGAAAGAUGGGUAAAUUGCUUGAAUCCUUCCCUAAACACAGCUGAAUGGUCGGAAGAAGAAGAUUAUAAACUGGAAGUAGCCAUUAAAGAGCAUGGAUACUGUUGGUCCAAGGUUGCUGGUUAUAUUCCUCAUCGAACAGAUAAUCAGUGUUGGAGGAGAUGGAAGGUAUUAUUUCCAAAUGAAGUACCCCGCCUUCAAGAAGAUAGAAAAAUACAAAGGGCUGCAUUAAUAUCAAACUUUGUUGAUAGGGAGUCUGAAAAACCUUCCCUUGGACCCAAUGACUUUGUAUUGCCAAAGCAAGAAUGUAUAACUGGAUCUGAAAUUGUUGGUUCUUCCACAACGCAAAAGAGAGGAUCAAGGCGAAGGAAGGCAGGUGAACUUGUUGUAGUACACACCCCUUCCAGUAAGAUGUGUUCGGGAGAUAUUCCAUGUUUAACAAAUGAUUGUCUGGUUGAAAAUGUGCAACAUAGACCAAGAUGCACCAAUAGGAGAAGAAGGGGUGAACAAACACUUGCAAUUGAAAAACAUAGCUCAACAAGCAAGCUGUCUCCAUCUCCUUCUCCAGAUACAGUGUUAACUGUUGCAUCCAGAUGUGAAGAUGUGGGAUCAUGUGUAAAAUCCAAAUCACUAUAUGUUGACGACCAUGCACCCAGCGCAGCUGAUGAAGGGCAUAUGGGGGCGAUUGAUCAGCAGGUGGUGGACCAUGAAUUGCUUGGUGGAAUGGAAGAAUAUUCACUAGAAUCAUUUGUCAAUCUGCAUCCGGAUGCAGAAGCUGUGGGUGGUGGGCCUGCUACCAGUAAAAGUUACAAGGCUUCCAAGCUGCAGCCGAGGAGGCGAAAUUGUAGAACCCUAGAGGAAGGGCCACCGGAAGUGCGUGCACAAAGCGGAGAUGGAGCCAUGUCAAAGACCAGAAAGAGGAGCGGGAAGAGGUCUGAUCUUACAAAUGAUCAGAGUUCACAUUUCCCAAACACGACCUCAACCUCACCGAUGAGUGUUGGUGAAGAGGUGGGAGUCGAUUGUGGAGCUAAAGGUAGGAAAAGGAGGCGGAAGUGUGAAGAAAUAUGUUCCAGUAUUGAUUGUGCAUCUCUGGCUGUUGAUGGCCAAAAUGCGAUUGCGACAGCAGCAGCAGCAGUUGAUGGAGAUGAACCAUCUUUAUGCCAGAGUGCAGUAGUCGUGUGGGGUGAUAUGGAGGAUCUUAGUGUGUAUUCUUCUGACAGGGAAAAUGAUAUAAUAAGGCUGUCUGAGACUGGAGAUAGCAAUGCAGCCCCCGCCCCCGCCCCAGCCCCAGCCCCAGCCUCACUACUUGUAGUACAAGGAGGAGGAGGAGGAGCAGAUGGAGCGCGAAGGAAUGGUGAUCCUGGUAAAUUGGUGGGGAAUUCUCACCAGGCACCGAGCAGCUCUGCUGGUGCAGUUAUACCUGAAAAGCGAAGAGGUAGAAAUGGCAGCAGCAGCAGCAGCAGUAGCAGUAGUUCCGGAAAUGGGCGGUUGGAGGAGGAGGAGGAGGAGGAUACAACUCUGGCUGCUCUAUACCAAAAGCUGAAGAAAAGGAAAUUCAGGACCAGAGCAGAGCACAAGCACAGCACAGCAAAGGAGAGGUCCCUCCCCCCUCCCAAAAACUCAAAAACAAUAGCAAUAGCAAAUAGCAAUACAUAGUCCUAUUUUUGCAGAAGAGAGGCAGAGAGAGAGAGAGAGAGGGAGAGAAAGAGGCGUGGAUGGGAUUGGGACUGGUGGGGCACGAGGAAUGGAUAUGAACGGACGGAUCCGCUUACUUUUUAAUCUAUAUCUGUGCCCUCUCAAAAUUAGGGUUGGGUUUGCAGGGAAUUCUCGUUUCUUUGGUCCAUUCCAGUUAUAUGAUAUUUUAUUUUAUUGUUUAA
Andrographis paniculata is the source of this 3851-nucleotide messenger RNA. RefSeq lists its product as uncharacterized. NCBI's taxonomy places the organism in Eukaryota, Viridiplantae, Streptophyta, Magnoliopsida, Lamiales, Acanthaceae. The record is from RefSeq and is a predicted model, not a curated record. The transcript has 11 exons. Bases 259 to 3630 code for a protein of 1123 amino acids.